UAAAUUGUCAUACUUGUGAUUGUGAUUUACCUAGGUACCUUACAUACAAAAUUGUGACGAAGCUAUUAUUUUCUGUUGUUGUGUACAUUUUGUUACGGGACACAAAAAAAAAUUAAGUAUAACAAAAUGCUAGAUAGAAGAAUUAAUGAAUGAAUGACUCCGGCAGUGAUACGGAAGCUACCGAGUCUACCGCACUAAUGGACGGGCAUAUAGCCGAAGCUCGGCCCGAUAGGGAGAUCGCGGAAAGGAUUGCCAGAAAACGAAAAUCCAAAUCCGAAAGUCAACGCACUUAUGGCAGUGUGGAACAAACUGAAGGUGCCGGUUCUGCUUCUGGCAGUUCCGGGAAUCCAGCCCCACCAUCCCAGAAUGCUGAGCCUCAAAUUGAAGAGCUGGAGCUCAAAUAUGGAGCUCGGCACGUCAUUAAACUAUUUGUGCCCGUCACAUUGUGCAUGCUCGUUGUGGUAGCAACUAUCUCAUCUAUCAACUUCUACUCAGUGAAAGAUGUUUAUCUUGCCUACACACCAUUCCAUGAGGAAAGCCCAUAUGCUGUGACGAAAGUAUGGAAUGCUCUGGCCAACUCUAUGAUCCUGCUAUGUGUGAUCGCACUCAUGACUGUUCUUCUGAUAGUACUUUAUAAGAAGAGGUGUUAUAAAAUCAUACAUGGAUGGCUGAUAAUAUCUUCACUUAUGUUGUUGUUUUUGUUCUCUUACCUGUAUAUAGAGGAAGCACUAAGAGCAUACUACAUUCCAAUGGACUACAUCACUCUGAUAUUUGUGAUGUGGAACUUUGGUGUGAUGGGUAUGAUCGUGAUACACUGGAAGGGCCCCCUGCGGCUACAGCAGGCGUACCUGAUCUUCAUUGCAGCCCUCAUGGCGCUUGUCUUCAUUAAGUACCUGCCCGAGUGGACCACCUGGGCUGUGCUCGCUGUUAUCUCUAUUUGGGAUUUAGUGGCUGUGUUAACACCAAAAGGACCAUUGAGAAUACUAGUAGAAACAGCUCAGGAAAGAAAUGAACCAAUAUUCCCUGCACUUAUAUACUCAUCUACUGUGAUGUACUGCCUGGUGGCUACGGCGCCCAGUGGCCGCGGGGAAGGUGAGACGUCGCGAGAACUGCGCCCGCUCAACCCGGCAGCGGGUCGCGCGGACGGGUCGGGCGAGGCGGCGGCGCCGCGUCGCCUGCGCGUGGAAGCGACGGCGCCCGCCGCGUACACCACCCGUCUCGACCGGCCGCGCCCCGCGCCGCCGCCCGACGACGAAGAGAAGGGUGUGAAGCUGGGUCUGGGCGAUUUCAUAUUCUACAGCGUGUUGGUGGGCAAGGCCAGCUCCUACGGCGAUUGGAACACCACUCUCGCCUGCUUCGUAGCUAUACUUAUUGGUCUGUGCCUGACAUUACUGCUGCUGGCGAUCCUGAAGAAGGCGCUGCCGGCGCUGCCGAUCUCGAUCACGUUCGGGCUCAUCUUCUACUUCGCGACGCGCUCCGUCGUCAAGCCCUUCGCCGACGCUCUCGCCGCCGACCAGGUGUUCAUCUAGCUACCGCCCUCACACCCUCCCCAUCCCCCUCCCCCUCCCCCUCCCCCAACAACACUCAUUAGACUAACACACAUUAACGACACGCCCUUUUUAGUCCCUCGAUUAUAAAAAUGUUCAAACGUUUGUUAAAUCGUUCUUAGUUAAAUAUGUUUGAAGGUUUGGUGUGUUAAUACUAUAGACAAAGAAAACUAUAGACUUCCAAAUAUCUUUUGUUUCGCUCAUACAAUAAAGAUAAAUAUGUAUUAGAAAGACGCGAAAAGAAACAGGACAAAACGCUAAUAUAAUUUGUUCUGCACUAUGUGCCCAGUUUUACAUAACCCAAUCUGCCGCUUAGUAUGUGUUCGGCCGGGAACUCGUGUGUACCCUACGUUGUGGGUGCGUUUCUGGCUGUCCAGCCAUGGCCAUAGCACAAGCUAUGGCCAUGGGCUGGACAUGGCUGGUCUAGUCUAGCCACAAGACUAGACUAGACCAGCCAUUGGUUGACAGCCAGAGAGGGGAUGUAAUGAGUAACCGCAACGUUGAUGUCACACCGUGUUUGAAUGGCAAAUAGAGGUAAAAGCAGAAAAAAAAAUGUUAGCAAGUGACAAUUAUUUUAUGAAUAUGAGUAAUAUCUUAUAAUGACUGUGCAGACUUUAGUUUUAGGAUUAACGAUUAUCCGUUUUAUCCGUAAAAAGUUAAUACUUCAACUAACAAAGUUAAAUACUUUUAUCUCGUUCUUUCAAUGUCAAAUAUUGGCAUAUUGGAAAGAGAGAUAGCGAUAAAAUAUGUUUAGGUUUUAACAAAACUAAGAUCAACCUUUUACGGAUAAAACUGUAUUAUUACUAUUAUUUAUUUAGUGAAUUGGAGAAGCAAAAAUAUUUUUAAUCAAAUUCCUAUCACAACAAAAACAUUUACUUAUCUGAAUUAAAUCACAGAUCUAUCAAAAUUGUAGAUAAAUAAGAAUUGAAUAGGGUUUACAAUGCAAUAAAUUUGAUAGACACCAAUAGAUAGAAUAUGUAGUGUAUGAGUGUACAUAAUAAAUUAAUUGAGCGUAUUUUUUGUAAAAUCUGAUUUGUAUUUGUUUGCUAAUUUGAUAGAUAACGAGAUAUUUUGGAGUCGUAAUGGUGGUCCAACCAAAAAGUUAAAUACAGUUUGACUUACUUCUGUUAUUUGAGUGAGCUAGCUUUGUGAUCACAUCACCAUUCAUUAUCACACUUGUAGAUAUAUUCAAAUUUCUAUUGUAUUUUUUUUAACUAGCCUGAUAUGGUGUCCCAUUUCUACGAACAAAUAUAUUUGGUAGACAAAUUAAAAAAAAACCAAAUUUCAAUAUUCAUUUCGUUACAACUUCUGAACGACUAAACCGAUUUUAAUCUAACAUAUCUAAGAAUCACCGCAUAAAAAUUAGUUAUGAAAUCGAAAAAAAAAUCGCAUCCAAAUUGGUUCACCCGUUGAUGAGCUGUGUGUCUGUCCGUUUGUCUGUGGACGUGGCACCGUAGUGUCACGCGUAAGGGGUUAAAAAUAAAUGGUCUGACUCCUACACGUCAUUUGUGAAAUUAAUUUUGAUGGAUAAUUGGUUCCCAAUUUAUUUUUUGUAUGAUUUAUCAAUGUUGGACAUGCCGCCAUAGUAUUCAGUUUGUUGUAAUAUUGAAUCCGAGAUUACAAAUAAUGAUGUUGACAUUCCAAUAUACAUAUAAGUACUCAAAAUAGAAGUUUCCUUUUAUAAUUGAAAAAUGUAACUGUUUUUUCUUUAGGUUUUAAUUUAUAGAAAAUGAAUAAACCAUUUUGUAACAAGA
Messenger RNA from Plodia interpunctella (Indianmeal moth), 3301 nucleotides. RefSeq names its product Presenilin (gene Psn). The record is from RefSeq and is a predicted model, not a curated record. Gene Ontology annotation, molecular function: aspartic endopeptidase activity, intramembrane cleaving. The coding region runs from base 150 to 1529 and encodes 459 amino acids. Gene Ontology annotation, biological process: protein processing; amyloid-beta metabolic process; calcium ion transport. The transcript has 9 exons. Gene Ontology annotation, cellular component: membrane raft; neuromuscular junction; cell cortex. NCBI's taxonomy places the organism in Eukaryota, Metazoa, Arthropoda, Insecta, Lepidoptera, Pyralidae.